Molecule: messenger RNA, 2595 nt
Organism: Aspergillus tanneri
Lineage: Eukaryota; Fungi; Ascomycota; Eurotiomycetes; Eurotiales; Aspergillaceae
Product: crossover junction endodeoxyribonuclease
Exons: 2
Coding region: 1-2595 (864 amino acids)
Molecular function (GO): crossover junction DNA endonuclease activity; 5'-flap endonuclease activity
Source: RefSeq, a predicted model, not a curated record
AUGGGGAUCCCUGGACUUAUCAAUGCCAUUGGCUCUGGAGAACGCAUUUCUCUGUCCAGAUUGGCCAUCACCCAUUUGGAGAGAACAUCCAGACCUAUCCGAAUCGCUGUUGAUGUCUCGAUAUGGCUAUUCCAGGUCCAGGCUGCUCGAGGUGGCACAAACCCCGAACUACGUACGUUGUUCUACAGACUGCUUAAGCUGCUAGCAUUGCCAAUCCAUCCUCUAUUUGUGUACGACGGAAAAGAAAAGCCACCCUUUAAAAGAGGAAAGGCAUCGGGAGUUAGUUAUGGGAGUUUACCAAUUAUUCGACUGUCCAAGCUUCUGGUGGAUCUUUUUAAAUUUCCGCGUCAUGAUGCUCCGGGAGAGGCGGAAGCUGAGUGUGCAAGAUUGCAAACUGCCGGUAUCGUGGAUGCAGUGAUGAGCAAUGAUGUUGACGCCCUCAUGUUUGGGUCAACGUUGACUGUGAUGAACUUUUCCAAGGAGAGUGGUAGCGGUACCACUGCCGCUACGCAUGUUACUUGCUACCACAUGGAUAACCAGAACAGCGCGUCCAGUCUGGCGCUCGAUCGUGCGGGCAUGAUCUUAUUUGCGAUGCUCAGUGGAGGCGACUAUCUCCCGUCUGGUGUUCCCAAGUGCGGGAGCAAACUGGCCGCAGAAAUCGCAAAAGCUGGAUUCGGCGCGGAUCUCCUAGAGGUCAUCGAUUCGGACGGUGCGGACCUCGAACCAGGCUUAGCAGAAUGGAGAGAAAGGCUUCAAUAUGAGCUGGAAGAGAAUGAGAGUGGCUAUUUCCAAAAAAGGCACAAGGCGGUUCGGAUUCCAGAAACGUUUCCGGACAAAACAAUUCUGUCGUGUUAUGCCAAACCUGUGGUGUCCACAGAGCAAGACUUAGAUAUUCUGCGACAUCGCCUUGUAAACGCCUGGGAUCAGGACAUUGAUGUCGUGAAACUGCGAAGGUUUGCGGCAAAUACUUUCGAGUGGAACUAUCGCUCCGGGGCCAGGAAGAUGAUCAGACUAUUGGCCGAGCCUCUCGUCACUUACCGACUUCGUCUGCAAAAAUCGCCAUCUGCCUUUGCUGACGAUGAGCCGAGACUAUCAAAUAGUGACGCACCCAUGUUGCAGAAAGUCUAUAAAAGCCGAACUAGUUUUAGCACGGACGGUUUGACGGAAUUGCAGUUGGACUAUAUUCCCAUUGAUGUUGUUGGGUUGGAUCUGCUUGCUGAAGAACCCAAUCCCCCACUGCACUCCCAGGAAACGACGGUCUCGGAUGAGGAGGAGGAGGAGGUUCUGGAAGAAACUGUUCCGCAGUCGCCAGCGAAGAAACGUGUUUCGAAGCGUUACGACCCAAUUUCUUCCCAGAAGAUAUGGGUUUUUGAAUCCCUGGCCUUGAUAGGUAUUCCAGACGUAGUGGAAAGAUGGAAAAAGGACGUGUCUGAAAAGUCUGCGCCGAAGAAGUCGACUUCCCGGAAGACAGGCCCUCGGAAGAAGGGCCCAAUUGACCCAGGCAUGAAGCGAGGAAGCAUCCUCAAGUACGGAACUCUUACCAAGGAACGUUCGGAAAUCUCUCAAUUUCACAAAUCUCAGCUUUUUGAAGCAGCUAUUUCGAUGACACCAACGGAGGAUAGCCCGUCAAUGUUCGUACAUCGAGGCUCACCGACUACCCCCGGUCGAUCAUUUGGCAAAGACGCGAGUUCGCAGUAUAUGUCGACUUUUGGUCGAGAUGUCGAAUUUGAUGAUCUUGCUGACAGGUUUUCUUCGUCCUGCAGUGUUUCGUCCGAUAUACCUAUUAAAAGAAACCCAAUGGUCACCCGAUCUGGUGUUUCGGGAGGACAGAGGGUAGUUUGUUCUGGUGAUGCUGGGGCAGAAAUUUUAGAUAUUUCGUGCCCUGAGCUAUCUUUAGGAAGUUCUUCACCGGCAGCCUUGUCUAGGAUUCGCAUGAGUUUCUCUAAUGCUAGCUAUGAGGACGUGCCGCUAGCAGAUACUGCAACAUCCUCAUCCAGAGAUGCAUCUCGCCGUCUCCUGUUGAAAUCUGAUCGACAGCCACCUAAACACCGGGGGUCCUGUGAGCUAUUGGAAUUGGAGCAAGCCGUAUCUCCAAUCGAUCUCGAUGCUGGUAGUCCGAGAAAAAGUGCGAAAUCCCGCUCACAGCCGGAUGUGUGCCCCCAAAGGGCGCCGCGAAGACAGAAAGCCAAGAAGACAAACCCCAUCCUUGAGUAUGUGGAUGAUCAAACUUCCUCUCCUCCCACGAUACCAGAAGCAGUUAGUCCUUCCCGUAUCCAAGACUUGUUGGAGAAAAAGGCCCUCGACAUGCCUUCGCUACGAAAACAACUCAAAGAUUCUCCCCAAAAUUGGGGGGAUUACAAGCACGACAUGCCCUCCAAACCUGACGCCAAGAAGCCAGUCAAAUUGAGUGACACCGAAUCGGCUGUUGAAGAGGGUUCACACGUGGAGUCUAUUGUAGCAUACGACGGGUACUGGACGGUUGACACUGGCCCGGAAUCUGAGCUGGUCUCGGAUGCAUCCAGUGCGCGAUCUGAGAGCAAGAAAUCUGGUCGAAAGCAGCAGUUUAAGCGUGUGAGAGUGUUGGACCUGAGGUAA